GCAAACAAAGAAACAAAAAAAAAAAAAGAAGAAGCAAGAAGCUCGAAAAAAACAGUGAUAAUGGUAAGCCAAAGUCAUACGUCGAUGAUUCUCCUCUUCACCAUCUUUCUCUUCAUUUCCUCAUCAGUCUCAGCCCUUCACGUCCCUCCACAACUAAACGCAACAACGAACGAUCUUGAUUUCAUCAAAACAAGCUGCAACGCCACGACAUAUCCAGACGUGUGCUUCAAGUCUCUCGCCGGCUACGCUUCCGCCGUUAAAGACAGUCCGGCGAGGCUAGCAAGACUCGCAGUCGGAGUUUCUCUUUCUCAGGCCAAAUCCACGGUGGCUUUUCUCUCCAAUCUCUCACGCACCGCUUCUCAAGUCAGAGACUGCGUUUCGAGCGUGGAAGACGCAAUCGACUCUAUGAGAGACUCUCUCCAACAACUACGCGACAUGAAACGCGGAAAAUCGGGAGAGACGUUUAGGUUUCAGUUGAGUAACGUGCAGACGUGGAUGAGUGCUGCGUUGACUGACGAGGAGGAUUGUACGGACGGAUUUGAAGAAGUGUAUCAUGAAGAAGAAGAUGUUAUAAAGACGACGGUUUGUGAUCGUGUCCAGGAAUUGAAAAGGUUCACGAGUAAUGCUCUUGCUCUUGUUAACACUUAUGCCAACAAUGGUUCUCCAUGAGUUGAGAGAGACCAUGAGGAGUUUUAAUUAACUUUUUAAUUUCAUUGUCUAUUUUGAUUUUUUUUCCUUUAUUUUUGGAGCAAAACUCAAAACUGUCUCUUUCGAUAAUUUGAUAUU
Molecule: messenger RNA, 786 nt
Organism: Eutrema salsugineum
Lineage: Eukaryota; Viridiplantae; Streptophyta; Magnoliopsida; Brassicales; Brassicaceae
Product: pectinesterase inhibitor 7
Exons: 1
Coding region: 61-669 (202 amino acids)
Biological process (GO): negative regulation of catalytic activity
Molecular function (GO): enzyme inhibitor activity
Source: RefSeq, a predicted model, not a curated record